AUGGUGGACUGUAAGCCGCUGGCUACUCCGGUUCCUGUGUCUUGUCCAGUGCCUAGUUCUAUGGCUCCCUAUGCGGAUCCCACACAGUAUCGUAGUCUUGCGGGUGCUCUUCAGUACCUUACUGUGACGCGUCUUGAUCUCUCUUUUGCUGUGAAUCGGAUUUGUCAGCACAUGCACUCCCUGACUACUGAGCAUUGGGUUAUGCUCAAGCGCGUACUCCGAUACGUGAAAGGUACCCUUCAUUUCGGUCUCUUUAUCCGUCUGUCCUCCUCUCUUGCUGUUCAUGCUUUCUCGGAUUCGGACUGGGCUGGUGAUCCGAGUGACAGGAAAUCCACCAGUGGUUUUUUGGUGUUUCUGGGUGGCAAUCUGAUCUCCUGGUCGUGUCAGAAGCAACGGACGGUGGCUCGAUCAUCUACUGAAGCUGAGUACAAGGCACUGGCUGAUGUGUCGGCUGAGGUCACGUGGCUAGUCUAUCUGCUUCGGGAGUUGGGCAUUUCGCUGGCUGUGCCUCCCAUUCUUUGGUGUGAUAAUUUGGGGGCGACAUAUUUAUGCUCUAAUCCGGUUUUUCAUGCUCGCACAAAGCACGUAGAGAUUGACUACCACUUUGUGUGUGAUAAGGUGGCUCAGAAGGAACUGCAAGUGAGCUUCAUCUCCACGAAGGAUCAGUUAGCUGAUGUGUUCAGUAAGGCCCUUCCUGGUCCUCGUUUCACGACUCUUUGUAACAAGCUCAAUGUUGUUUCCAGUCAACUUUGUGCUUGA
This is a messenger RNA of Ipomoea nil (Japanese morning glory), 759 nucleotides long. RefSeq lists its product as uncharacterized. Bases 1 to 759 code for a protein of 252 amino acids. The record is from RefSeq and is a predicted model, not a curated record. NCBI's taxonomy places the organism in Eukaryota, Viridiplantae, Streptophyta, Magnoliopsida, Solanales, Convolvulaceae. The transcript has a single exon.